CACACACACACACAGGCUGCCUGUAUCUCUCGCGAGAUCUGGCCACACUAAAGAAGCGGCGCGUGGCCGCGUGCCGAGCCCUUCCGUGCGCGUGCUCCGUGCAGAUCAGACGACAGCAUCAUGGCGUCCUUGUCAAUGGCCCCUGUCAACAUCUUCAAACAUGGAGCUGAUGAGGAGAAAGCCGAGACUGCCAGACUGUCAUCCUUCAUAGGAGCCAUAGCAAUUGGCGACCUGGUGAAAAGCACCCUGGGACCAAAAGGCAUGGAUAAGAUCCUCCUGGGCGGGGGCAGGGAGGCCUCUGUCACCGUGACAAAUGAUGGAGCCACGAUCCUCAAAGCGAUCGGAGUCGACAACCCGGCAGCCAAGGUGCUGGUGGACAUGUCCAAGGUCCAGGACGACGAGGUGGGAGACGGAACCACGUCUGUGACCGUGCUGGCUGCUGAGCUGCUCAGGGAGGCGGAGCUUCUGAUCGCCAGGAAGAUCCACCCCCAGACGAUCGUGGCGGGCUGGAGGAAGGCCACGCAGACGGCGAGGGAGGCGCUGCGGGCCAACGCCAUCGACCACAGCAACGACCAGGAGCGUUUCCAGCAGGACCUGCUGAACAUCGCCCGCACCACGCUGUCCUCCAAACUGCUGACUCAUCACAAGGAUCACUUCUCCCGCCUCGCCGUCGACGCCGUGAUGCGUCUGCGCGGCUCCGGCAACCUGGAGGCCAUCCACGUCAUCAAGAAGCUGGGAGGCAGCCUGACCGACUCCUACCUGGACGAAGGCUUCCUAUUGGACAAGAAGAUCGGAGUGAAUCAGCCCAAGAGGCUGGAGAACGCCAACAUCCUGAUCGCCAACACCGCCAUGGACACGGACAAGAUCAAGAUCUUCGGCUCCAGGGUGCGUGUGGACUCGACGGCGAAGGUGGCUGAGAUCGAGCUGGCAGAGAAAGAGAAGAUGAAGGAGAAAGUGGAGAGAAUCAUGAAGCACGGCAUCAACUGCUUCAUCAACAGGCAGCUGAUCUAUAACUACCCAGAGCAGCUGUUUGCUCAGGCCGGGGUCAUGGCCAUCGAGCACGCCGACUUCGCCGGGGUGGAGCGCCUCGCCCUGGUCACAGGUGGGGAGAUCACGUCGACCUUCGACCACCCUGAGCUGGUGAAGCUCGGUCACUGCAAACUGAUCGAGGAGGUGAUGAUCGGAGAGGACACACUGAUCCACUUCUCUGGAGUCGCCAUGGGUGAGGCGUGCACGGUGGUCCUGCGCGGGGCGACGCAGCAGAUCCUGGACGAGGCGGAGCGCUCGCUGCACGACGCGCUGUGUGUGCUCGCCCAGACCGUCAAGGAGCCCCGCACCGUCUACGGAGGAGGCUGCUCGGAGAUGCUGAUGGCGAAGGCGGUGAGCGAUCUGGCCAAUAGGACUCCAGGAAAGGAGGCGGUCGCCAUGGAGUCGUUUGCCAAGGCUCUGAGGAUGCUGCCGACCAUCAUCGCUGAUAACGCCGGAUACGACAGCGCCGACCUGGUGGCUCAGCUGAGAGCAGCUCACCAGGACAACAAGAGCAGCUUCGGGCUGGACAUGUCCCGGGGUGCGGUGGGGGACAUGGCGUCUCUGGGCGUCACUGAGUCGUUCCAGGUGAAGCGUCAGGUGCUGCUCAGCGCCUCCGAGGCAGCAGAGAUGAUCCUGAGGGUCGACAACAUCAUCAAGGCAGCGCCCAGGAAGCGAGUUCCUGACCACCACCCCUGCUAGAGGAGGAGGAGGAGGAGGAGGAGGAGGAGGAGGGCGAUGAAGAGCGAGUUUGUGUUCCGUCGUGUUUAAAUAAAGAAACCUGGUGACAUCACUGUUAGCACUGCACCAGCUAGCCAGCUAACGCUAGCUAACGCCCACUAGCCGAGUUAAAGCAGAAGCUGCUCGUGCUAACAGCUGCUAGCUGUGAAGCUAACGUCACUGCUAACAGCUGCUAGCUGUGAAGCUAAUGUCACUGCUAACAGCUGCUAGCUGUGAAGCUAAUGUCACUGCUAACAGCUGCUAGCUGUGAAGCUAAUGUCACUGCUAGCUACUCGUAACAGGCUAGCGUGCAGCACGUGCUAGCGGCCGGUUAUGCUAACGUUAGCCGGGUUAGUUUGCAUGUUUUGUUUACUGAAAUAAAUGGAGCGAUCCUCA
Molecule: messenger RNA, 2142 nt
Organism: Myripristis murdjan (pinecone soldierfish)
Lineage: Eukaryota; Metazoa; Chordata; Actinopteri; Holocentriformes; Holocentridae
Gene: cct2
Product: chaperonin containing TCP1, subunit 2 (beta)
Exons: 16
Coding region: 121-1728 (535 amino acids)
Biological process (GO): protein folding
Cellular component (GO): cytosol; chaperonin-containing T-complex
Molecular function (GO): ATP binding; ATP-dependent protein folding chaperone; ATP hydrolysis activity
Source: RefSeq, a predicted model, not a curated record